This is a messenger RNA of Sinocyclocheilus rhinocerous, 1695 nucleotides long. RefSeq names its product RNA-binding protein 40-like. Lineage: Eukaryota; Metazoa; Chordata; Actinopteri; Cypriniformes; Cyprinidae. Gene Ontology annotation, cellular component: U12-type spliceosomal complex. Gene Ontology annotation, biological process: mRNA splicing, via spliceosome. The record is from RefSeq and is a predicted model, not a curated record. Gene Ontology annotation, molecular function: pre-mRNA intronic binding; protein binding; U12 snRNA binding. The transcript has 16 exons. The coding region runs from base 57 to 1586 and encodes 509 amino acids.
CUCAUUAGACACGCCCACAAACUUUGUGCGGAAGAGGGUGAAUUUGAACCGGAAUCAUGGCAGAGAUGGACGAGGCCGACGUUCAAACAAAGAAAAGCAAAACCCUCAUUGUACGACAUCUGCCCAGAGAACUCAACAGAGAUGAAAAGGAGGAUCUCCUGAAAUAUUUUGGUGCCUCAUCUGUCAGAGUGCUGUCAGAGAAGGGACCCCUAAAACAUAUGGCAUUUGCAACUUUCAGCAGUGAGAUCUCAGCCUCUAAGGCACUAAACAGACUUCAUCAGCUGAGAAUCCUUGGUCACACACUAGUGGUUGAGUUUGCGAAAGAUCACUACAGUGUCAUUGUUUUGAAAGACACACCGGUGUCUAACAGUGGUGCUGGAACCCAAGUUGAGAAGGGAAAGAAAGACAAACAGCAAAACAAUGUUCGUCUGGUGGACAACAGCAUUGCUCCCAGUCUGGGGUUGAAAUUUCAAACAAAUCCAACGCUGAAAUAUUUAUACCCUCCUCCUUCAAGUGGAAUUCUGACAAACAUUACACACACUCUUCUGAGCAUGCCCAAGUUCUACGUUCAAGUUCUUCACUUGAUGAAUAAGAUGAACCUUCCCUGCCCGUUUGGACCAGUGAUGGCUCCUCCGCCAAUGUUUGAGAUGCCGCCAGGCCCACUGCUGCCCAUGCCGCCACCCUUCCCCCCAGAGAACCCUCCUCUGCCGGAGCACGAGGAGGGGGUGUCAGGCAGUGAAGAAGAAUCUGAGUACGAGAGUGGAGAUGAGGAGGACAAAGAGAGGAUGAUCAGACUGAUGGGCCUUGUUAACCAGCCAUGCAAAAGGCCGUUGAGAACAAAGACUUCUUCCAAGAGAAAGAAACCCAAACUAAAAGACCUCCUGUUUAUUCCCAAACCAGAUUCCCACGGUCCCUCAGGCCCAGCCCUGCAGCCUUCAGACGUGUUUGAGCAUCCUCAGACGCUUGGACAGAAAAAGAUUGAGUUCCAUAUAUCGGCUGAGGUGUCCACCAUCCUCGAGGGUCCCAGACAGAAUCAAGAGCAGUUUGCAGAUGCGACCGAAGACACGGCAGAGAUGGAGGUUUCCGUUCAGGAAGCUGCGGAAGGGUUUGGGAAAAUCUACCCAAGCGCUCAGGUUCCCAGACAGGAGGAAGAGAAGGAGGAAGAUGAGGACAUCCCCUCUGAGUUUAUCUCUAGGAGAGAGCUAGAGAGAGGGAGACUCUCCAGAGACGAGAUGAAGAAAAUGUCUGUGUUUAAAAAUUAUGAACCUGGAGAGCCAACCUGCAGGCUUUAUGUUAAGAAUAUUGCAAAGCAAGUUGAAGAAAAAGAUCUGAAGUUCAUCUACGGCCGGUAUAUCGACAUCUCCUCAGAGGAGGAGAGAAACAUGUUUGAUAUUGUUUUGAUGAAAGAGGGGAGGAUGAAAGGUCAGGCCUUCAUUGGGCUCCCCAGCGAGAGAAGUGCAGAGAAGGCCUUAAAGGAAACCAAUGGAUAUAUACUCAACGACAAACCUCUUGUGGUGCAAUUCGCCCGAUCUGCAAAACCUAAACAGGAAUCUGCUGACUCAAAGAAAGGAGGGAAAAAACACUGAACUGAUGAUGUUGAUGUUCAAUCAUGAGCCUACAGGAGCUCCAUCUUUACUUCAUAUCCUUUAAAAUAUCCUUUAAAAGAGUUAUCUGAAUUGCUUGCUUUAAUAAAAA